Habropoda laboriosa is the source of this 2708-nucleotide messenger RNA. RefSeq names its product facilitated trehalose transporter Tret1. The transcript is spliced from 3 exons. NCBI's taxonomy places the organism in Eukaryota, Metazoa, Arthropoda, Insecta, Hymenoptera, Apidae. The coding region runs from base 575 to 2200 and encodes 541 amino acids. The record is from RefSeq and is a predicted model, not a curated record. Gene Ontology annotation, molecular function: sugar transmembrane transporter activity. Gene Ontology annotation, biological process: transmembrane transport; carbohydrate transport. Gene Ontology annotation, cellular component: membrane.
CGUCGUCACAAAAGAGAAGAAGUGAAAAAAGAUCAAAGUUCCUCUCUCUCUCUCUCUCUUUCUACGAUUUUCUAAGUGGUUUUUGCAUUUCUCUUGUGAUCUUUCCUCUUUCCUUUCAUCUGAUUUCGUCAGUUUUCAUCGAUCGAUUCCUCCUACUCUCGCGAGAAAAAGAUAGUCAACCGCACAGAAAAACUAUCAAGACGGUCGGUGCAUAUGUAUUGUCCAUGGAAAAAGAGACCAGUGGGAUUCUACGAGAUAGGACGCACAAUCGGCGUUUCAAGAAUGUUCUGAGAGAACGGAAGCUUUUCCUGAAAAUAGUACGUAAUUUUGUGCGAUUUCGUUAGAGAGGUUUAAGCAGAAAGAGAGGAAGACAGGGAACACUGGGCAAGACGAAGACAACGAGAAAACAAAGAGUUGAAAGAAAGGAAAGAGGAAAAAGGCGAUGACACGCGAAUUUCUUCGCGUAAUAAUUAUAGCAUUGUGAUCGAACGAACUGUGAUAUAACUUGUACAUAUUUUUAUUUUAUUUUAUUUAAUAACUAUCCCUUUGGGGAAAACGACAACAGAAGAUUGAUAUGACGAACACCAUGGCAGAGAACAAUGGUGACAUCCAAAACUCAGAGAAAUCAUCCUUGGUGGAUUCAACGAUACUCUCAAAAAUUCAAUCAUCCAAUCAAUUGGAAGAUGAGAAAUCUGUGCUGGCAUCAAACAAUGUGCAUACUGACCCAGAAAAUGGCUGCAAUGUUAAUGGAAGUGUAGUCAGACAAGUACUUGCUGCAAUAGUAGCACAGCUUGGUACUGUUAACACUGGUAUGACUUUUGGAUUUUCUGCCAUUGCUGCUCCACAACUUCAGGAAGCAAAUAGUACCAUUCCCAUUACUAAGGGAUCAUCUGAGGAAUCAUGGAUUGCUAGUAUGUCCUCCAUUGGAACUCCCAUUGGAUGUUUAAUGUCUGGAUAUAUGAUGGAUGCACUUGGGAGGAAACGGUCUCUCAUCAUCACAGAAAUUCCAGCAUUGCUUGGAUGGGUAUUAAUUGCAUUUGCAACUAAUAUUCAUAUGAUAUAUGCUGGAAGAUUCUUCGUAGGACUUGGUUCCGGCAUGGUGGGCGCUCCAGCGCGCGUUUAUACCGGAGAAGUGACUCAACCCCAUCUACGAGGAAUGUUGACUGCUUUUGCGAGUAUCGGAGUCAGCACUGGAGUUAUGAUCGAAUAUGCAUUGGGAAGCGUACUUACGUGGAACAUUUGUGCGGCCAUUAGUGGAAUUUUACCUCUUGCUGCUCUAUUGCUGAUGUUUCUCUUUCCUGAGACACCGUCAUAUUUGAUAUCUCGUAACAGACCUGAAAAAGCACGGAAAGCAUUACAGAAAUUUCGAGGUAGUGCGUGCAACAUUAAUCAAGAAAUGGAAGUGCUUAUUAAUUUUUCCACUAAAAACAAUAUUAAGCGUCUAACAGGAUUCCGCGAGAUAGUUGGCGCUCUUUUAAAACCUAAUGCUCUGAAACCGUUCACUCUGUUGUUUUUGUACUUUUUGAUAUACCAAUGGUCAGGCACGAAUGUUAUAACCUUUUACGCCGUUGAAAUCUUCCAAGAUUCGGGGGCAACAUUAAACAAGUACUUAGCUGCGGUAAUUCUUGGAGUAGUAAGAUUAGCAUCCACUAUUGCCGCUUGCAUCUUGUGCAGAAGAUGUGGAAGAAGACCCCUCACAAUGGUCUCUUCCAUUGGUUGCGGAAUUUCUAUGGUUGGACUAGGUGGAUAUAUGUGGUUGAAAGAAUACUGGACUGUAAGCAACCUUCCAAUCGUUGCUACCUGGUUCCCUGUCUUUUGUAUAUUUGCAUACACUAUAACUUGCACUCUUGGUUUCCUUGUUAUCCCUUGGAUAAUGAUAGGCGAAGUAUAUCCAGUACAAGUACGCGGUAUUAUCGGUGGUUUGACUACUAUGGCAGCCCACUCCUUCAUCUUUACAGUAGUUAAAACAUAUCCGUUUUUAGUUAGCGCUCUUACUCGGCAUGGUACUUUCAUUCUUUACGGUUGUAUAUCGUUAUUCGGUACAAUAUACUUUUACUUGUGCCUUCCCGAAACUAAAGGUAAAUCACUUCAAGAAAUAGAGGACUACUUUUCCGGUAGGAAUAGUAAUUUAAAAACUGGAACUAUACGUAGUAAUAAGCCAAAGGUGUUAGAAGUAAAAAAGGGUCAAAUAUUCCCCUGAAGCAACGCGUACAGUUAACGUUUUAAUAGGAAUAGAUCGAACAAAUCUGUCUUCCAUAAAACAAAGAUAAAAAGUUGCAUGGCUAUGUUUUAUUAUUGUUAACAAAAAUGAAUUCGCAUAUUAUUAUCAGAAAGCAGUUCUUAAUUUAUAAAUACUUAAAGGUAUUCUAAGUUCGUCUUGUAACAAGACGAUAGUACAGCUGACAAAACGUGAUCGAAAGACUUUAAAAAUCGAUUAUGAUCAGUUAAGUUACACUAAGACUUUUCUAUCGAUAUUCUGACAUUUUAUUUUUCGUGUUUAGGUAGGAUAAUUUUAAUUUUUAGCGAUAUCUAUUUAUUAAUUAAACACUCAAGUAAUUAAAUCGCGCAUAGUUUCUUCAAGAAGGUGACGAUGCGAUAUAUUUCUUAAAGAGUACAAGUCAUUGAAAGGAUCAGAUAUACUCGUUAAUGAAUAUAUUAGAUUUUUUGAAAAUUAGGACACGUGCCUUGCAAAUUUUUUAAUACACGCA